Saxophila tyrrhenica is the source of this 438-nucleotide messenger RNA. RefSeq lists its product as uncharacterized. Lineage: Eukaryota; Fungi; Ascomycota; Dothideomycetes; Mycosphaerellales; Extremaceae. The transcript has a single exon. The record is from RefSeq and is a predicted model, not a curated record. Bases 1 to 438 code for a protein of 145 amino acids.
AUGGCUCCCACUACAGACAGCUCAGGACCUUUCAAGAACAUCGCUCUCCUCGGCGCCGGUGGUUCGAACAUCGGCUCCUACAUCGCUCAAGCACUGUCCAAAGGUCUCGCCUUCACUACCACCAUCAUUGCCUGGAAGUCCUCCAAAUCAACUUACCCCCUCAACACCACGGUCAUCCGCAUCAACGACGAUCUACCACACGCAGAGCUCGUCGCAGCUCUACGAGCUCAAGACGUCCUAAUCUCCGCCGUCGGCCACGAUGCGAAGAAGAUCGACUACCGGCUCGUCAACGCCGCUUUAGAAGCAGGCGUGAAGAGGAGACAAGUCGGCGGAGGUCCAGUUGGUGCAGGUGGGAUUUCUGCUGCCGGAGUAUGGGGCGGGUCUCGUGAGGGCGGGGAUGAACGUUGUGGAUGGGGUUCUUGGGCUGCCCAAGGUUAG